Molecule: messenger RNA, 3212 nt
Organism: Cuscuta epithymum
Lineage: Eukaryota; Viridiplantae; Streptophyta; Magnoliopsida; Solanales; Convolvulaceae
Source: the annotation of a GenBank genome assembly
AUUAACCCCGUCUGAAUUACCGUAUCCCACUUGCCGACACGCCCGUCUUCUCUCUCUACACUUCUGUGUCGCAUCAGAAAACAAUUUUCCGGCUAAUGCACGACACAUUACUUCGGCGGCCGUCGGGUUCCUUUCUUUUCCAUGAUUCUCCCUGAGCUUAGUGGGAAUUGACUACCAGUCUUAGAUCGGAGAGGAAAACGAAGAAAAAGGUUAAAAUUUCAAGCUUUGAAGUGUUUCUGGGGAAGAAGAAGGUUUAGAAGAUGAGGCUAAGGAAACCGGUGCUGUUCUUGCUGCUGGUUACGGUUCUUGCCCCAAUAGUUCUCUAUACUCACACUCUCACCACUUAUUUCAUUACAUCCUCUUCCCGAAAUGAAUUUGUGGAAGAUGUAUCCACUUUUACAUUGGGUGGUGAAAUCAGGCCUUUAAAUGUACUGCCUCAGGAGUCUGAUAAUGCAAUGAAAGAACCACUAGGUGUUGUGUAUUCAGAAAACUCAAGAUUUUCCCAUUGGGACAACUCGGAUACUCUGAAAGAGGAAAAUGCGCGCAAAGCCAGACAGCUCUCUGAAGAAUUGCUAGAAAAUGAAACUGCAAAGGCGUCUAAUUGGAACAGCACUAGAGGAUAUGAAAACAGAAAGGGUGAGAAUCCCAUAAGGCAGGUGACUCUUGAGGGACGUGUAACACAUCAUGAGGAUGAAAAUAGGGCAAAACCCAUUCCUAAUAGGUCAAAUGGAAAUAGUAGUAGAUCUCAUACAAGGGAAAGCGCCCACACAUCUGACAUAUCACCUACAAAUAUGAAAACAAGACACAAUGAGCAUACUUAUAAGGCCUCUUCUCAAAGGCUCAUUAGGAACAACCCUAAGAGUCAGAGCAACCAAGUGGGACCGCCAGAUGUUGUUAUUCGCCAACUUAAAGAUCAGCUUAUAAGAGGGCGGGUUUACCUUUCGCUCUCUGCAACUAGUAAAAAUGCACACUUCAUAAGAGAGCUCCGCUUGCGUAUGAAGGAAGUUCAAAGAGCAGUUGGUGUUGCUACAAAGGAUUCUGAAUUAUCAAGGAAUGCCUAUGAGAAGUUGAAAGCAAUGGAGCAAACAUUGGCUAAGGGGAAGCAAAUACAAGAUGAUUGUUCUGCAUAUGCAAAGAAGCUUCGAGCGAUGCUUCACUCUACAGAGGAGCAGCUUCGGGCCCACAAGAAACAGACACUGUUUUUGACCCAUUUAACCUCUAAAACACUUCCCAAGGGUCUUCAUUGUCUUCCCUUGCGCCUCACAACAGAAUAUUUUAUGUUAAGUUCAUCUCAACAGCAUUUCCCAAAUCAAGAGAAGUUGGAAGAUCCAAAGUUAUACCACUAUGCAAUCUUCUCAGAUAACAUAUUAGCAGCAGCUGUUGUUGUAAACUCUACUCUUUCCCAUUUGAAGGAUUCUUCAAACCAUGUUUUCCACAUAGUCACUGACAAGCUCAACUUUGCUGCAAUGAGAAUGUGGUUUUUGGCUAACCCCCCAAAAAAUGCUACCAUAGAAGUUCAGAAUGUGGAGGACUUCACAUGGUUAAAUUCAAGUUACAGUCCAGUACUCAAGCAAUUGAGUUCCCCUUCAAUGAUUGAUUAUUACUUCAGGGGCCGUCGUGCAAAUUCUGAUCCAAAUGUGAAGUUCAGGAACCCAAAGUAUCUUUCAAUCAUGAACCAUCUUCGUUUUUACUUACCAGAGAUAUUCCCGAAACUGAAAAAGGUUCUCUUUUUGGAUGAUGAUGUCGUGGUCCAAAAGGAUCUUACACCCCUUUGGUCAGUUAAUAUGAAAGGUAAAGUUAUUAGUGUGGUUGAGACAUGUGGAGAAAACUUCCAUCGGUUUGAUCGCUACCUCAACUUCUCAAAUCCUUUGAUUUCUAAGAAUUUUAACCCCCGUGCUUGUGGAUGGGCGUUUGGAAUGAAUAUGUUUGAUCUAACUCGGUGGAGGAGCCAGAACAUCACUGAGGUGUAUCACUCUUGGCAGAACCUGAAUCACGAUAGACAACUGUGGAAGUUGGGCACUCUCCCGCCUGGCUUGAUCACCUUUUGGAACCAAACUUAUGCCCUUGAUCGGACCUGGCAUGUCCUCGGCCUCGGCUAUGAUCCGAUGGUUAAUCAGAAGGAAAUUGCAGUAGCAGCAGUGAUACACUACAAUGGGAACUUGAAACCUUGGCUUGAAAUAAGCAUUCCCAAGUUCCGGAACCACUGGUCGAAGUUCAUUGAUUAUGAUCAAGUCUAUUUGCGAGAGUGUAAUGUCAAUUCAAUGAGUGACUCUUGAUGGUUUUUCCACCUUCCCAUUAUUGUUUUUGUUUUUAAUGUCAUUUUUAGUCCAAACCCAUAUUGUCCUUGAACUCUUCAAACGUCUCAUUUAGCCCCUAAGCUAACUAAAGUCGCUCAUUAAUGACACUGAGUUUCAAAGAAAUAAAACUAACAAUCCUGGUCAACUUUAGGCAUAUCAUAUACGAAGUACAUGCUUAGGUAGUUGUUGAAAGCUUUAGUCUGACAACAGCAAUGCAGGAAAAACACACCAUAAACCUGAAACUUUCGGUUCCAGUUGUAUCAAUUUGAAUAUAUAAUGUUUUCUUCAGUGCAACUUGCAGCUUUCUUCACAUGCCUAAUCACAUUUGUGUUUGAUGCAAGUACAUAAAUGGCAUGUCUAAAGUCGUGUUGUUUUUUUACAGUUCAGGGUCAUGAAUGAGUUAAUUUAGUUAGCUUAAGGGCUAAAUGAGAUGCUUGAAGAGUUCGGGUUCAAUAUGGUUUUUUGUUGCUGAAUGUUCUAUCCCAGUUCAUUUUUUAGCAUUUAUCCGUACUACGCGCAGGCUAGUGGAGUCUCUCUCCUUGUAUCGUAGAGGUCUAGAGUUUGAAUCCAACUUGUUGUCAAUGCAACAGAAAGGUACCUAGACUAUGCCAUUGAUCGCACCCUCCAUUACCAUUGUGUGGGACCUUCGGCACUGGGUAGGCCCUUUUUAUAUUCUUUAUGGUACAUAUUUUUGUUAGUUGAGAAAUGAAGUUGUGUUGAUAAUUUGUAUGCCUAAUGGAUGCAUCUGUAAAUAACAGACUAAGCAGUGUCUCUUUCUUGAAACAUUUAUGUAGAUCUCAGAUAGAUGAUGCCAUUUUCCAUUACAUUAUUCUACGUAUAACUUAAUGUACUAUUAUUUCCAAUUUGUAAAAACUAUAUUUUGGGGUUGAGAAUGAUGUUUAUGUGCUAGUAAAU